Pleuronectes platessa (European plaice) is the source of this 6672-nucleotide messenger RNA. It is a transcript of the gene dennd1b, whose product is annotated as DENN/MADD domain containing 1B. NCBI's taxonomy places the organism in Eukaryota, Metazoa, Chordata, Actinopteri, Pleuronectiformes, Pleuronectidae. Gene Ontology annotation, cellular component: cytosol; intracellular membrane-bounded organelle; nuclear speck. Gene Ontology annotation, biological process: endocytic recycling; endocytosis. Gene Ontology annotation, molecular function: phosphatidylinositol phosphate binding; guanyl-nucleotide exchange factor activity. Bases 81 to 2663 code for a protein of 860 amino acids. The record is from RefSeq and is a predicted model, not a curated record. The transcript is spliced from 23 exons.
GCCGCUGCAGAGCCGAGCCGAGCCGAGCCGAGCGGAGCCGCCGACAGCCUCGGAGCUGUCGCGAUGUGGUAGCCCAAACCAUGGACAGCAGAAUAAAGGAGAGUCCAGAGAGAACAUUUGAUCUGGUUCUGCAGGUGUCCUGUCCAGCAGCUGAGCAUGAAGAUCCAACCGUGCUGUGGAGCUUCCCCCAGGACCACACAGACCAGGAGGUCCUUCAGACGAUACCAAAGUUCUGCUUUCCCUUUGACGUGGAAAGGGUUAACCAGAGUCAGGUGGGGCAGAACUUCACCUUCGUGCUGACGGACAUCGACGGCAAGCAGAGAUUUGGUUUCUGUCGUCUCACUCAAGGCUGCCGGAUCUGCAUAUGUCUGCUCAGUUAUUUACCAUGGUUCGAAAUCUACUACAAGCUGCUAAACACCCUGUCGGAUUACCUAAUGAAACAACAGGAAAAUGACUUGAACGACAUGCUGAAUUCUCUCUAUGAUCUGCCUGUGCCAAAGCCCUUCACGCCAGUCAACCUGAGUGUGAAUGAGCAGUUGUAUAUUGCCACUGGGCAAGUACUGAGAGAUCGGGGAAGCAAGGAGAUGCACUCGUACUUCAUCGCCCCGGAUAUCAAUGGACUGCCAACGAUCCCUGAGAGUAGGAACCUGACAGAGUAUUUUGUGGCCGUGGACGUCAACAACAUGCUCCAGCUCUACGCCUGUAUGCUGCACGAACGACGCAUCAUCAUUACCUCAAGCAAGCUUAGCACUUUAACGGCAUGUGUCCACGGUGCGGCUGCGAUGCUCUUUCCCAUGUACUGGCAGCACAUCUUCAUCCCUGUGCUGCCCCCGCAUCUUCUGGACUACUGCUGUGCCCCCAUGCCAUACUUCGUGGGAGUUCAUCUGAGUCUGCUCGAGAGAGUACGCAGUCGAUCACUGGAGGAUGUGGUUAUUCUGAAUGUGGAUACCAACACCCUGGAGAGUCCAUUUGAAGACUUGCACAACCUGCCCAGUGACGUGGUGUCCUCUCUGAAGAGCAAGCUGAAGAAGCAGUCGACGGCAACAGGAAGUGGUGUGGCGAGGUCCUUCAUGAGAGCGCAGGCCGCUCUGUUCGGAUGCUACCGAGACGCCCUGAGAUAUAAACCAGGGGAGCCUAUCACUUUCUGUGAGGAGAGCUUCGCGAACCACCGCUCGAGCACCAUGAGGAACUUCCUGUCCAUGGCUGUCAACCUGCAGCUCUUCAAACAGUUCAUCGACGGACGGCUGGCCAAAUUGAACGCAGGCCGCGGCUUCACCGACGUGUUUGAAGAGGAGAUCACAGAGGGGGGCUUCUGUGGAAGUAAUUCAAGGUCUUAUCAGCAAUGGAUGCACACCGUGAAGAGAGGAGGAGCACUCAUCAACACGGCCGUGACAAAGGCCAGGAGUCAUGCCAAGAGGGGCAUCCGGGACAUUAAGGGCAGACUAAAAGCAAGGGAAGAGGAAGAAGAGGGGAUGCCGGUCUGUGCAGGGUCUCCCACCAGCACCAAGAGCCUGUCUCCAAGGAGACUGCAGAAGAUGAGACGGCAGAACCUCAGAAAGUCUCCCAUGAGCAUGGACCCCAGAGAUCUUGGCUACGGGCUGGAUGAUGAUGAGCUGGACAGUGCGAGCAAGCUGUCCUCAGAAGACAGCGGGGACGUCCCCUCCUACACAGAGGACAGCGACGACUCGUACUCGCUGGAGCUGGACAUCGACUCGUCCCGCUCGGGCCAGAUGAACCUGCUGGAGGAAAUCCUGGACUCUCUGAACACCACGGGGCUGGACCAAGGCAAACUCAGUGCCGCCAAGAGCCUGGACUUCUUCAGGUCCAUGGAUGAGUUAGACUACAAGACCUCGACCAAACCGACCCCCCCCACGGAGUCUAACCCUGCAGAUGACAGUGGUUGUGCUGGGGACCAGAACCAGGGCGGCUGGAAUAUGGGCCAGGACGACAGCGCCAUCCACGGUAAACACCUCCCACCAUCUCCGAGGAGGCAGCCCAACAAGAGCAGCCUGAAGGUGUUGAAGAAACCUGUGGUCGCUCCUCCAGCCCCCCCAGCUCCCAGAUCUGCCCCAGUCCCUAACCUGUCAUCUCCGGAACGACAUCCAGGACACCGCUUCUCUUACAUGCCCCUACUGCCCCACAGCCCUACACCCACUGCGCAAUCUCCCACACUCUCUUACACUCACAGCUCUCUAGCACCGGAUUCCCACCUGGACUACUCUCCUGAUCCAGUGGGCCGGUCCCGGACCAUCUCAGACCCCCAGGCCUGCACAGAGUCUUCUCAGACCCUGAACCAGAAUUCCUCCACUGGCAUCCUGAGGAGGAAAGUGCUGUCCAAGGAGAUGGUGAAGCAAUACCAAGAAAAGGCCCUUCACAGGCUGGGCAGCCGGGUCUACCAGGAGGGCGAGGAGAAGCACAGACAGUCAGCCAUGCCGGUCCCGUGGGAGAAAGAGGUGUCCAAAGAGGGGCUCCUGGGGCUGGGCCUGGGUCUGUGUGAGAGUCCAGGCUCUGGGGAGGCUGUGGUGCAGGAACAAACCCUCCUCGAGGAGAUCGACGCCAGGUGUUGCCUCGGCUCGGUCCUCCACACCAGCCUGCAGCUUUCCCAGGUUCACUGCAACAACAGUCACCAGCAGGUCCAGGGCAAAGCCACAGAGGAGUCCUGAGGCACCUCAAAGACUCAGUGUCCGUAAAACGCCAUAGAAGUAUAUCCACUGUCAUCGUAGAGGACAUGAGCAGUUCAGAAGUUUUUCUAUCUCAACACCCAGCGAUCAGGAGAGGCCACAAACAAACUUGAUGUCAUAGAGGCAGCCGCGAAGCGGUAGCUAGGAUGCUAAAAGGAAAACGAGAGUGAUGAGCUGGUGCACUGCACAAUUCUCCAUCUGUCGUCCAUCUUUGUUUUCAAAUGAUUCAAUUUGUAUUUCAGGUGAAAUAAUCUGAUUGUAUCUCAACUUAUUAUUUCCAAGAUAAGUGGACAAACUUUUUACUUGUAUCUGGAAGUGAAAUAGAAAAACAACAAAUUAGUUUUCUUUGUAGUGAUUCAGAUGCUACAACAAGAAAAACUUCUGAGUUUAUAAAGAUUCUGGAAACAAGUGACAGCAGCAGGACAAACACACAAAGUGAGACAUGCAGUGUUAUUUCACUUGGAUUUAAGAAAGAUUGAUGUUUCUGCAUCACAGUAUUUUUGUUGAUAAUCGUCUACAUUUCUGAACAACACAUUCUCGUGUGUUAUAUUAUUCAUCUACAAAACAUUUCACAAAGCAACACUCGACCCUUGAAUUAUGUUUUGCACAGAAUCUAUGUAGCCGACAGGUGAAGGAGGAAUUGUUCACAUUGCGAAGAGGAAAUCCAGAAACUGCUGCGUCAGCAUCACGAGGGGGGGGGGGGGGGGGGGGGGGGCUCCUCAUGGUCCAAACAUUUCACAUGAUCAAAAUUUGCACUUGGUUAUCAACAAAUAAUACUCAGUUAUUACUACGUGGUACGAAAAGUCAAACAGGAUUUUCUAGAAACAAAUGAAACUAAUGAUACACUGUGUAAUUUAAUUUUUUUUGUUUUUUUUUUAUCACCAUGCCUUAAGUGGACAUGUGAUUUGUUUAUAAUACUCUGGUGUCUUAAUCUAUCUAUCGAUACCAAUACAGGUACUUUGUAAUCCGAUUACUUACAGAUCGUUAAUGCAGCAGUUAGUAGAACUUAAACAGCACUAUGUGUAUCUGUAUUAAUAGAGUAGUUAAUAUAUGAUGUGCUUUAAGUUGCUGUUUUUAAAUUGCAUUCCCGAUCAUGAACUGUGCACGUGGAGAAACCUCUCUCCUCUCCCUGCGUUCCUCAGGACACUUCUGCAAAUACACUCACAGUUUAAAGACGAUUCUUGUGAAAAAAAAGCCAAUAUCCUUCCUCCAGCUCCUCUUCUUCCUCUUUUCCCACCGUCGCCUCUCUGUCCCUCACGUUGUCUCUCGCUCUCGACCUUUAGAACGACCGCCAGUCGUUGCAGAGCUCGUGAGGUUUGGAGCGGAGGUGGAAAAAGUUGAACUUUAUGCGAUACGACAGAUAAAACCGUACAUUCCUGUUAUUAUCUACAGAUCCCGUGGAAAGACCGAAACUAACGAUACAGUGCUCUGCCUCAUAGACCCCCCCCCCCCUCCCCCCCUGUUUGCGGCCCACAGCCUCAAGCCCAUUUGUUCCUACUGAUGAUGUAAACUUUCAAAGUGGGUCACAGAUCCUGAGUAAAGUUCUCAUUUUCAGUCUCAAAACAAGCCGUAGCUUCUGUAGAGAACAGAACUAAACACAUUCGUCUGUAGACGUCUAAUCAGUGGAAUUAAUUCAUCGUUGAUUUUGGGUUUUCUCACGGGAUUUGUUGACUUUUUUUCCGAAGAAUACAGAACCUCUCGUAUAACUUUUUGUAUCGUCUCAUCUCACAUGAGGAAAUGCAAUCUCUGUCCCUCUAGGUCCGAGUCUCACACUGUAACGCAACGCAGUGAUGGACGAUUGUGCUGUAACGAAGCAAUACAGUUCUCCUCAGAGAGUAGCUACAUGGAUGUAACGUGUACAGAGUCGAAACUAUUUCUAUAACAGACUCUCCUGUGGAGAGAAAACGCCAUGUCCGGAGAUUGUGGGUUCCCAUCGUUCUCUUGAGUCACCACAAAACCCAGGAUGGGGGAAAAAAAACGAAAGCCCUUUCAUGUGCUUGUGUUGGGAUUAUUACAUUUAUGGUUCGUUGUUCUUAUGAUUUAUGCCAGACGCCAGUCGGUGUGGCAGUUUAACAGCAGCUAUUCCUCCACUUUUUGAGUGCUGCUCUGCGUUAACGAUUCGCCCAUAAAGUCUUUGGCUUCUAAAAGCCCAGGAAUCGUUCCUAGUAAUUCCGAAAAAGGAAAAAAAUAAACUAGACUCCAGAACAAUCUCCGUACGGGCCUCACCUAUCGCAAACAAGCUUAUUUACUAUGCAAGUAUUUAAAAUGAUGAAAAUAUAGUAUUUUUUUCCACAUUAUAUUCUAUGAUUCUACUUGAAACCAACCAAAAUUUAAUUCCUAGUGAGAAUAAACCUCACGUGUCCCUAAUUUAAUUCACAGUGUGCGCUGAGGUGUGUCUAAAGGUGUGUGUUGUGCCUUAAACAGUCAAGAGUACCAUCCUAUACCAUCACAACAAGGUACAGUAUCAUAGAAAGUAAUAUGCAAUGGUUUCCGACCACCUUAAAUCACACUAUGGAGCAUCUUUGUAUUUAUAUGACAAACGGACACAAAAGCCCUGAUUUGGUUUGGUGAGGAAAUGACCUGGACUGAAGUCGGGUAGCAGCGUUGUUUGUGUAGCUGUUGUGUUUCUGACUUUCUGCUUCAGCUGCAGUUACUCCGUGUUUUUCUUUUUCUUUGGUCCCGUGGGCGCUGGGAACUUCCUGUAUUGAAGAGAGGGUGUUGGAAUUUCUCUGAGUCAUUUUGUCUUUAUUUGUAAACAAAGUACUUUCCUGAAUUGUGAUAUUAAUACGUGUUUAGUUUGUGCUCCUUGUCUUUUUCAUCUCUCUCUUUUUUUUUACUCAUUCUGAGCAAACUGUAUUUUAAAAAAAAAAAAACAUUUCUCAGAGGAGUUUCUUUAGUUGAUUUCAUAUUGAUGAAUAAUUAUUUUCGACUGAAUAGACGUGUAUUUUUUCUGGCCUAAGUAUAUUUUACAUGAAUAAUAUAUGAUCGGUGUUAUAUGUUGUAAAGACAAGAUAUAAAUGACGCCUAAUAUUUGAAUGUUUUAGAUUUUAUUUUUGGAGGAAAAAAACCAGAGAGAGAAUAUAAGAGAAAUGUCCCAUGUAGCCGUUCAGGUUCAGAAGCAUCUGCCACCUUUACUGAGACUGAUGCUUGUACAUGGUACAACGCUUCCUGUUGUAUCCGCAUGUGUGUACCUGUUUGUGUUGUGACGCUAUGGUUUACUUUAUUCUUUUGUUCUGAAUUAUUAUUUGAGCAGUUGGCACUUCCAUCGAAUCAAUGGAAAUGAACGUUACACUUCUGCCUUGCUUUGGCUAUCGUAGAUUUUUACGUCAUCGAGCCUUUUGCAUUUCAUGUAGAGGAAAACAUUUCUUUCUUUUUCUUGUUAGCUGUAAAUUUAACUAUAGAGGUUUGUAGGGAGAAAUAAUUGAGCAGUGAGCUGCUGCUGCUGCUGCGGAUAUGAAAAGCUUUAGUGACUCUGGUCCUGUUUACACUCAUGUUGUACAACAGUGAAGUUAUGAUUGUCAGGGAAUUCGCAUUUCAACGUGUGCAAGCUUGAGACAAUAAAAGAUUCCCAACACUCAUUAAAAGCUAUUCGUUAAUAUAAAGUAAUAAUAAUUGAAUAUUUGAAGAGACGGAUGUGAGGGACUUUGAAGCAGCUUUUCUAAACUUACUACAGAGUAAAGAACAGGUUUAACUUCCCCUAAGCAAAAUAUUCAAGAACAGAUAUUUUUUAUUAUAGUAAAUCUGAAUGUUACAGUGAGAAACUUCCUUUGCUCAUUUCAGUCUGUUUGUUUUUUAUUAUUUUAUUAUCUCUUUUUUUUAAUGCCAUUUAAUUUGAUUCUCUGAUUCUGGGCACAAUUGCAUGUUUUCAUUGCAGAGAAAACAACCGUCUUAAACAACUGAGGUCAGUCUAAUGUGCUAUUGAUGAGUAACAUGGUACAACUGCACGUAAUGUAUGCACUGUGAACUGAAAAUAAAAUGACACUGUUUCAUU